UUGUAAUCGAUUUACACAGAUAUGGAGACCGAGACGAGCCAACCCGCUCUUACCCCGGUUGAAAUUGAGCUAAUUCAAGAAUAUGAUAGUCGCGCCUUUGGGUUCCUGAAGUUCACAAGCCCUGAGGAAGAAGGGAAGCGAAGCCUCAUUGUCAAGGCCAUCGAAUACUAUGAGUCUCAGAUCAAGGAGCAGGCCAAGCAAGACAAGACCAAGCCAGAGGGCACCCUGAAUAUCACUAAGGUGGACCCCACUGUGUAUUCCACACUGGGGCACCUUCAGCUUCUCAUGGAGGACUUCCCUAAAGCCCUUUCAUCUUACCAGAAGUACUUCAACCUCCAGCAGGACUAUUGGAAGAAUGCUCCCUUCCUUUAUGGCCUUGGGAUUGUGUAUUUUCACUUUAACGCCUUUCAGUGGGCAAUCAAGGCGUUUCAGCAGGUGCUUUAUACUGAUCCAGGGUUCAGCCGAGCUAACGAGAUCCACAUUCGCCUGGGGUUGAUGUUCAAAGUCAACUCGGAUUAUGAGACCAGUGUAAAGCAUUUCCGCCUGGCCCAGAACGACUCGAGUCCGUCGACUUUGUCCAAGCAUGAGAGUUCACCAGUGACCAGGCAUCAGGAUGCUUAA
Messenger RNA from Lingula anatina, 621 nucleotides. RefSeq names its product histone demethylase UTY. The record is from RefSeq and is a predicted model, not a curated record. NCBI's taxonomy places the organism in Eukaryota, Metazoa, Brachiopoda, Lingulata, Lingulida, Lingulidae. Gene Ontology annotation, biological process: regulation of gene expression. Gene Ontology annotation, molecular function: histone H3K27me2/H3K27me3 demethylase activity; protein binding; RNA polymerase II cis-regulatory region sequence-specific DNA binding. Gene Ontology annotation, cellular component: MLL3/4 complex.